This is a messenger RNA of Pseudoliparis swirei, 1229 nucleotides long. RefSeq names its product bone morphogenetic protein 2-like. Lineage: Eukaryota; Metazoa; Chordata; Actinopteri; Perciformes; Liparidae. Gene Ontology annotation, molecular function: growth factor activity; cytokine activity. Gene Ontology annotation, cellular component: extracellular region. The transcript is spliced from 5 exons. The record is from RefSeq and is a predicted model, not a curated record. Bases 1 to 1143 code for a protein of 380 amino acids. Gene Ontology annotation, biological process: SMAD protein signal transduction.
AUGACCAGGGCAGCUCUGCGCCUCUGGCUCAUCCUCGCUCUGCGGCUCAGAUGCGUCGCCGUCCCGCUGGACAGGGGCAGAGCGGCGCGGCAGGAGGACGGCGGCGAGGAGGUGGCGGAGGAGGCGCUGAUGCACGUGAAGGAUUCACCUCGAGGAGCGGCGGCUCCCCACAAGAAGGCGCCUCAGUUCAUGGUGGAUCUGUUUAACGCGGUGUCCGUCUCCGACGGGAGCCCGAAGAGCCAGAAGGAGAUUCUGGAAGGAAACAUAGUGCGCAGUUUCGAGGAUAAAGGUCACCCCGGAGAGAGGUUCCACUUCUUCAACCUGUCGUCUGUCGGUAGAGAGGAGAGGAUGAUCAAAGCGGAGCUGCGCUGGUUCCGAAAGAAACACAAGUUGUUCUUUGGGAAGUCCUACGGGCCACAUUUCUACAAGGUGGAUCUGUACGAGGUUCUGGACAGCCGAGUGAAGCCGUGGAGAGGAAACCUCAUCUCCUCCAGGCUGGUGCCUCUUCACACUCAAGGGUGGGAAGUGUUCAGCGUCACUCAGACAGUGUCAAAGUGGAUCCGCAGCAGCCAGGAGAACAACGGCAUCCUGGUGGUCACCACACUUCCCUCUGGAAGCUGGAUGGCGGCGGCGGCGGCGAAGCGGAGCGGCGCGCCGACGGACACCAACCUGGUCAUCUUCUCAGACGACGGGAGGACCGGAGCGUCGAACCAGUCGUACCUGGGACAAGCCCAACCCGCGGCGCCCUCCCCCGAGCUCCCCGACCGCCGGCGCCAGAGGCGGCGUGCGGCCUCUCCGGGUUUCCCGCCGUACGGCCGGCCCCAGUCCUGCCAGCGGGUUCCGCUCUUCGUGGACUUCGAGGAGAUCGGCUGGUCCGGGUGGAUCAUCUCCCCGCGCGGCUACAACGCCUACCACUGCCGAGGCUCCUGCCCGUUCCCGCUGGGCGGCAACCUGCGAGCGACCAACCACGCCACGGUGCGCUCCAUCAUCCACGCGCUGAGGCUGGCGGGCGGCGAGGUGGGCGCCCCCUGCUGCGUCCCCGACAGGCUGCAGUCCAUCAGCCUGCUGUACUUCGACGACGAGGAGAACGUGGUGCUGAAGCAGUACGACGACAUGGUGGCGCUGAGCUGCGGCUGCCACUGAUUGGCCGAGCAUCUCCCGCACUCUUGACCGCCGCCGGGACAAUGAGGGGUGGGGAGAUGGCGCCUUGCGUGUGUUAAGUAUUGGUU